This is a messenger RNA of Babesia ovata, 1725 nucleotides long. RefSeq names its product tubulin delta chain. Gene Ontology annotation, cellular component: microtubule; cytoplasm. Gene Ontology annotation, molecular function: structural constituent of cytoskeleton; GTP binding. NCBI's taxonomy places the organism in Eukaryota, Apicomplexa, Aconoidasida, Piroplasmida, Babesiidae. The record is from RefSeq and is a predicted model, not a curated record. The transcript is spliced from 3 exons. Gene Ontology annotation, biological process: microtubule cytoskeleton organization; mitotic cell cycle. Bases 1 to 1725 code for a protein of 574 amino acids.
AUGUCAUUAAUCACCAUAGCAAUCGGUCAGGGGGGUCUGAGCCUGCAUUCUGCAUUUACGCAAUAUGCCGCAGAUUAUAUUGCUGAAUUGAGAUAUUGUCCCAGUGAAAAGGCGAGCAUAGAGCAUAAAUCCAAAGAGGAGUUUGCAUCGGCAUUGGACAUAUCCUACUUCGGGGGAAAGGGUGAGAAGGAAGAUGAUACCCUCCUCCCUCGUAGCAUUGUGGUGGCUACAGGGAUUGAUGUAUCCGAGGCAUUUUAUAGGGUGCAGCUUGGUGAGAGCGCCAAACACAGUAUGAUUAACAGAAAUGGCAAUAGAGCCAAAAGAGGAUUAAACUCUAAUUCUAGGGGGUGGAAGUAUGAUGAGGACCAUGUGCUACACCUGCCAGAAGCUUCACAUGAUCUGUGGUGCCGAGGAUUCACUAACGCUACCAUACAUGAGGAAAGCAUUCUAGAGGUCAUACGUAAAUGUAUGGAGGAGACAGACGCUCCUGGUGGUUUCGUCUCCUUCGCCAGUUUGGGUGGGGGUUCAGGCUCAGGCAUAGGUGCAUACGUGGCCAGAAUCCUUUCAGAUCAAUUUCCGAAGCUUAUUCAUCUGCCGGCUGCUAUUGCGCCAUUUACAUAUGGGGAAUGUGGGAUGCAAUCUGUGAACACAACCAUGGCGUUGUCAUACUAUCAGGACUUUUGCGAUGGUGUCCUGUUGCUACAAAAUGACAUUCAAGCAUCGUUGUGUGCAAAGGUAUUCGGCGUUGGUAGCAAUUCAUUUGACUGCUUUAACAUGUUAGCCGCUACAAAUGUCUUUCACGGUCUGCGACCUCCAUCCAGCACCUGUCCCAUAUCUGGGAGUGUUCGUUUCGGCAAUUCCUUAAAUUUCAUAACGGACGGUCUUUGUAGUUGUCCAUCUAUGAAGCUACUCAACCUAGACCUACUGCCACUCGAGCGCUUAGAUGGGGUCAAGAGAAACGCUGUUAGCAUACACCAGAUUGCCAGCCAACUGGCAGACAGGCUAAAGGCAGAUCCAACCUUAGUUGACGGCUUAAAUAAUGAAAAGGUGUCUUUAAUAGCAAAAGAGCCAACGUCUCAAGACCCUGUUAGUGGAACCAAACAAAGGGGUGCCCAGGGAUUAAAAGAGCAAAUCAUUAUAAAGGAUUUUAGCAACUACGAGAAGACCGAAAUUAGUCAGUCCGAUACUAAGAAUUCCUUCAAACAUGUGAGACACAUACCAGUCAAAUCUCCGGACUGUGAACAUAUAAAAAUAACUGAAAAUGGAAUUUCUCUUCUAAAUGCCCCCAGUACCGACGCGAAACCCACAACCUCCAGCUCGUUUAAAUUAAUCAAGACAGUUGGAAAGAAGCGUGCCAACGUCACCAAAUUCAAUGUCGUAGCAGGUGUACAAGUGAAUGUUGGUGGUAAUGUUAACGAGAAUGUGAAUCUGGUGGACCUCUAUCAAGAUGUCUUGUUUUGGAAGCAUUCGACGCGCCCAUUGCAGGUGUCCUAUUGCCCGAGCGAUGUUGGUUUGUUGGGGACUACCAUGUCACAGAUAUCCAACAGCCAGGCGGUGGUGCCAUUUCUGGAUUUCACCAUUACAACCGCCAAAAUGUGCUAUGCAACAAAUGCAUACAUGCAUAGAUUUAAUGAAGACGGAAUUGCUAUGGAGGAGCUGCAACACGGCAUUAUAAAUGUGCAAGAGUUGAUGGAAUCCUACGGCGCAAUGAGCAAUAUGCCCUAG